Molecule: messenger RNA, 3021 nt
Organism: Xiphophorus maculatus (southern platyfish)
Lineage: Eukaryota; Metazoa; Chordata; Actinopteri; Cyprinodontiformes; Poeciliidae
Product: 5-hydroxytryptamine receptor 3A-like
Exons: 16
Coding region: 1-2679 (892 amino acids)
Biological process (GO): chemical synaptic transmission; signal transduction; nervous system process
Cellular component (GO): synapse; membrane; neuron projection
Molecular function (GO): neurotransmitter receptor activity; transmembrane signaling receptor activity; extracellular ligand-gated monoatomic ion channel activity
Source: RefSeq, a predicted model, not a curated record
AUGCAGGCCGUGUUUGACAUGCAGCCCUUCAGGCCAGCUGUAAAUCUCAGUAACCCCACCAUCACCAACAUCUCCUUCACCCUGUACGCUGUCCUUGGAGUGAAUGAAAAAGCUCAGUUACUCACUACGUUUUUGUGGCUCAGACUGUUCUGGCGCAACGAGUAUUUGGUUUGGGAGCCUGAGGAGUGUGAUGGUGUCGCCAGGAUUUCUCUCCCUGUAAAAGAGCUGUGGUCUCCAGACAUCAUUGUUUAUGAGUUUGUGGAUGAUGAUGUUUCCCAGGCGUGUCCUUACGUCUACGUGAACCACACAGGACGCAUUCGCUGGGACAGGAUGCUGCGGCUCGUCUCAGCCUGCAACCUGGAGAUCUUCAGCUUUCCUUUUGAUGUGCAGAACUGCACAUUCACAUUUGGCUCCUACAUGCAUACAAUACGUGACGUGAGAGUCAGUCCAGCUCUGACCUUUAGAGAGAUGUCAGACAACUCAAAGCAAUACCUGGAAGCCAGUGGAGAGUGGGAGCUGGUGAACAUACUGGGGGAGACGUCCAUCCUGAAGUUUGGGGUCGACGAGUGGGACAUCAUCACCUUUUGGGUGGUCAUAAGGCGGCGUCCAGUGCUCUAUGUGGUCAACCUGCUGAUCCCGAGCUCCUUCCUCAUGCUCAUUGACAUUCUGUCCUUCUACCUGCCCCCCCACAGUGUGGAUCGGGCCUCCUUCAAAAUGACCCUGAUCCUGGGUUACACCGUUUUCCUGCUCAUUAUGAACGACCUGCUUCCCAGCACAGCUAAUGGAACGCCCCUGAUAGGUAUCUAUUUCUCUGUGUGCCUGGCUCUCAUGGUCAUCAGUCUCCUGGAGACAGUCAUCAUCACCAACGUCCUCCAUCACAGCUCCAUGAAGUAUCAGGAGGUUCCAAACUGGGUUAGAAUCGUUGUCCUCAAAUAUAUUGCAACCAUGAUCUGCUACCAGUGGCCCGAAGGUGUUUCUCCCACUCUUAAAACACGGGAAGAUAAACCUGAGAGUUCAAACGGCAGCACAGGCGCGUGGGUCAUCCAGCCAGUCAGCCAAGCAGCCGACAGGCACCGAACCUACAGUGGAGACACAGUUUCUCUGCCUGAGCUGCAGCUGAUCUGUCAGUACCUGAAGGACCUCCACGCACAUCUUCUGUCGGUGCAGAAGGAGAGUGAGCUGCUGGACCAGUGGUGUCACGUAGGAUACGUCCUCGACUUCCUGCUCUUCCGCAUCUACCUGCUUCUGAUCAGCUGCUACGCCAUGGUCAUUAUCACCAUGUGGUGCAUCUGGAUCAGUUGUGUAGCAGCUUUAAACUGCACCAAUCCAUCCCCCGAGUCCAUGUUUAAGGAGCUUGACGACCAGCUAUUCCGUAAGAACCUCAUCCCACCUGUCGCAAGCUUCUCAGAGCCGCUCAACGUAACAAUCAGCCUCACUGUGGUUGGGAUUUUAGGAGUGGAUGAAAAAGUCCAAACAAUGACAACUUUUUUAUGGCAAGUUCUGGAGUGGAAAAUAGCAGGACUCAGCUGGGAUGAGCAGGAAUGUGGAACUGAAAGAGUCUCUGUACUUCGGGAAAAGCUUUGGGUUCCAGAUGUUCACAUCUCAGAGUUUAUGGAUGAGGACAAAUCUCCUCAAACUCCCUACGUUUACUUAAACAACACAGGUCAUGUUUAUGAUGAUAAACCCAUUAGAGUGGUCAGCUCCUGCAAGCUGGAAAUCUACAACUUUCCAUUUGAUAUCCAAUCUUGCUCGUUGACGUUUGGGUCAUAUUUACACUUUGCUUCGGAAAUACGGAUGCUUCCUGGCAUGACAGGAAAAAAGAUUAUGAGUGAAUCCAAACGUGUGCUGGAGAUGAACGGAGAGUGGGAACUCUCCGACAUAAAAGUGGUUCCAUCCGAACUGGAACUAGAGGCAGGAAGCUACUCUGUGGUCCAGGUUCAGCUGAUCCUGCGCCGCAGACCAAUCGUUUAUGUGGUGAACCUGCUGGUCCCCAGUUGCUUUCUCGUCACUGUGGAUCUCAUCAGCUUCCUGCUGCCUCCUCAGAGUGUGGACAGAGCCUCUUUCAAGAUGACCCUCAUCCUCGGCUACACCGUCUUCCUGCUCAUCAUGAAUGACUUGCUGCCGGUCACAGGAGACAGGACACCUCUGAUCAACGUGUUCUUCUCCAUCAGCCUGGCUCUGAUGGUGGCCAGCCUCCUGGAGACGGUCUUCAUCACCAACAUCCAGUUCAGCUCCAGCCAGUACAAUGCUGUGCCUCACUGGCUGAGCGUAUUGGUGCUGCGUUAUCUCGCCGUUGUUGUUUGCAUGUCUCCAAAGAAGAGCAACAGAGUUACAGUCUGCCUCAACCCGUCUUACAAAGAUUCAACAGCAAACACAAACUCCGUCACUAUCUCAGGAAACCAGGGCAUCUUAAAGGAACCACAUCCAGUGAAGGCGCCCACCUCUCCUGCGGCUCCUCCAGAGCCGGCUCUGGAGGAGCUGAAGAAACUAACCAUUCAUCUCACAGCCAUCCGUCUCCAGGUGGACAAACACUUCCAGGGGUCCAAAACCGCAGAAGAAUGGCAAAUGAUUGGAAUAGUAAUCGACCGUCUGCUGUUUUACUUGUACAUAGUCUUCAUCAUUGCAAGCUUCAUCACCAUUACAGGUAUCUGGAUCUGGAAUAAUACAUAUGCUGCGUAAGUUACAUCUGAAGGGACAAAAACACCAAGAGUUUAAUGUUUUUAUUCCUAUUAGAUCUGCUAAUUUCCAUAAAACCAAAUCAAACAGAGGUUAACUUUAUUUAAACUCAGUUACAUACAAUUAAGCUUCUCUUCAGGUAGAUUCUAUGUAGAGUGGUGAAAAAUUUCACAACAGAUUUUUAUGAUUUUAUUCAUAGCAUCAAAAUGAUUACAAUACUUUAUGUGAAGUAAUGAUUUUAUUCUUCUUCAUUUUCCUGAGCUUUUUGCACCAAUGUAAAUUUUGUUUGUAAGACAUUAAAAGUAAUAUAUUACAAGAUUAGAAAAGCGUUUUUGUUUGUUUUUG